Cryphonectria parasitica EP155 is the source of this 1965-nucleotide messenger RNA. RefSeq lists its product as uncharacterized. The transcript is spliced from 2 exons. Bases 1 to 1965 code for a protein of 654 amino acids. The record is from RefSeq and is a predicted model, not a curated record. Lineage: Eukaryota; Fungi; Ascomycota; Sordariomycetes; Diaporthales; Cryphonectriaceae.
AUGACUGUAGCCGACGAUGAUCUCACAGCCUUGAAGAGUCAUGCCAAACAGCCCAACCGAGAUCAUGUGGCGGGUGUCUGGCCUAUAUUCUGCGGCGUUUCAUUGCUAUGCAUCCCCAUGAUCGUGGUUUCUGCGGUCCUGAUUGGUAUCAUCGCCCAUUACCAGAUCGUUCCGGAUCCUGGAAUGCCAGAAUUUCGCGUUGCAUUCUGGAAGUUAGGGCCACACAAUGAUAUCACAACUGACUUCAACGAUAUUGAGCGAGUUGGGGACGAUGCAGCAUACUAUGUCGACUACCCACCUACAAGCCUUACUACGAUCGCAAGUUGGAUCGGAUACAUUGUUCCAUACUUGUCAAGCUUCAUUAUAGCUAUGACUGUACUUUUCAUUCCUCGGUUUACGAAAAUGAGAUUUCAGCAUAGCAAUCCCAACAAUUCACCAGUACCAGAACAACAGACAACACUUGAUAAACUGCCAGGGAAUCACGAAUUCGGAUCUUUAAAGAAUGGUGCUGCAUACUACAAAUUGAAGAAUCAAGAGAAACUAGUAACCCCAGGGCCAGCUAUGUUCACCGCUCUGGCACUAAUCACGAUCCUAGGUACUGACAGCUCACAAAGCCUUCUGAUUGCUCUCGUCAAUACGUGGUUCGGCUUGAGUGUUCAAACUGCGACUGUUACCCAGCUUUAUCAGGUCUCUGGAGACACAUAUCACUCUUUCGGUCGUCAGAUCGAUCGAAGCAACGGAAGCUCUUCGGCCUGCGCUCAAGGACCUAUGAUUCCAGCUUCUCAAGGAAGCAACCUGCAGAGCUUCGCCUGGCCAUGUAACAUCGAGAUACCUGUUCCAUAUCCUAGCAACAUGUUCCUCACCGGUGGCCAAACAAGGAGAACCGCGCAAUCAGGUCUACCGUCCGAGCUACAAUCAGAACAUGCUAUUCUGUACCGUACGGGGCCGGCGACCGAGUCAAUCUCACACAGUCCGUCUAUGCAAUACCCGGUCUAUUUCAUCGGUGACGACCGGAGCAGCACCAAUGAGGACUUCGAGGCAUGGUCCAUGGGCAUAGCAACGCAAUGUGAGAUCAUCACGACUAAAUGCUACAAGGGCGAGGAAAAUAACGGUACCGCUUUCAAGUGCCCCGGUGGCUUCGAGGGCGAUUUCACCAUGUGCCAGGCUGGUACAUGGCCUACCGGCGGGAGCAAAUCUGGACAGGGAGACUGUACCACGGGCAUUGGCUUUGCUGCUGAUGCUCAGCUCUCCCGCGGUGCAGGUUUCACGAACAUGACUGGCAAAGACCACACCAGCACUGACGGGCAAGUCAGUGCCCUCCUGCAGCAGAACCCGAUCUACUUUGGGACAUGGGCCCAAGGCUUUCCUGCGUGGGACGACCUAAACACCACAUUCAAAACAAGAGGGGGAAAGUCAAGCAACGACAAGACGGAGGUCUUCGCUGCGGGUGCCUCGGUUGCGAUGUGGCUCUUGAAUUGCAGUGCCACCAUCUAUGACAUUGAUUAUACCUGGGUCAACGGGACACUGCAUAACUUUCGAGCCGAGCCAGCUGCUCCAGAAUGGGGUGCUUUUUUCUCCGCGCCAUAUGCCUGGGCCAGUCUUUCUUCAGGUCUGAAUACUGCUAAGACGAAUCUGCAGUCCGCUGCCUGGGACGCUGCGUACUCUGCCCACAACGCUACGGACUUGGCUAAUCACUGGGCCCGGGCUUUCUCAUCCUACGCACUGUCGACGUCUCUCGGAGUAUUCGUCCCCCAGACCAACAUCCUGGAGCAGGGCCGUAAUAACGCAGUCAGCGUGACAAGGGUACCGUUGGUCCCAUUAUAUCUGCUCCUCUGCCUGGACUGGCUGUAUGUCGUGGUCGUGCUAUGUCUGGUGAUUGGUGUCUCCUGCUUCACUCACCCGACCGUGAAGCUGGGCCGUCCGGGACCAGCUCAACGUUGGUGGUCUCGUCGUGGCGCACUUUGA